AUGCAGCCAACGCAUUGGGUGGCCGACGGCGCUGGCUCGCCGGGCCCCGGUGCAUAUGUCUCGCCGCUGCAGAUGAAGAAUUAUGCGAAUGAGCUCCGCAGCCGCCCUGCGCGUCCCACUGGCUCGCGUCCCACUGGCUCGCGGCCGCCGCCAGCGCACUUCAAGACGUGGGCAAGCAGGGAGAUUCCGACGUUUGACGCGCUGCAUAAGAAGAAUGGGGGAGAGGAUAUACGGACGGCUUCACCACGGGCGAGGGAGGCUGGGGAGACGGCGGGCAAGGCGCUGGUGCAGCCGCCCCGGGCCACAGAGGCUGCAGAUCCGGACGUCGCGGCGAGCCUGGACCUGCAGGCCGAGGAGACGCUGUACGCGGCGGCGCGCGACGAGGCGGCGGAGAUCGUCUGGAAGCACCGCAACCCGAACGCGCCGCAGAGCAGCCCCCACGCGCCCUACGCGUAUCCUGCGCCGGACCGCAAGAUGCUGCAGCGCCCGAAGCUGCAGCGCACGCGCAGCCGCAGCGUGGGGCCCACCGACGACGCCGAGCACGACCUGCAGCGCGCCAACUCGACGCUGCGCAAGCGACACUCAUUCACCAGCUCCGCCGGCAGCAGGUCCAGCAGCCUGCAGGACCCCGUGCCCGCGAGCCCCGAGGACUCGCCCACGCCCAGCCCGCUCUUCAGCUCGUCGCCGUCCAAGGCCUUCGACCUCGAGGUCCAGCAAGCCGCGUCCGACCCCAGCCUCUCCGACCUCAGCACCUCCGACCUCAAGAUCCGCAAAGCCGCGUCCGACCUGCCGCCGCAGCGCAAGACCAGCGGCUCGCACCGCAAGCCCAGCGGCACGCUCUUCCAGAACCCCAACGACCACAUCUACGAAGAGACGGACGAGGAAGCGCCCCCGGCCCCCGCACCGACCCCCAUGGCAGCCGAGCCCCCCGCGCCUGCUCCGCUACCCCUGGGCAUGCGCCGCAACCCCUUCACGCGCUUCCAGUCUGUCAAGAGCAGCGCCCCCGGCAUGCCGCGCAGCACCACCGCUCCCGUCGUCAGCAUGCGCCGCUUCGACAAGUACGAGAUCCACCGCAACGAGCCCACCCAGUCGCGCAACGCGGGGUACACGCUGAAUGCGGGCAAGUCGAAGCUCAGAGAUGUGAGCCAGGCGGAUGUCGAGAACGCGCCGCCGAAGCCCAGCCAGCCCGAUGUCGAGGACGAGCCCGUGCGCAUCAAGGACGGCAAGGAGGUCAGGAGCGACGAGUUGCGCGCCGCCACGGGCUUCAGUCUGAAGAACCGCAGCCCGAAGCUGCCCACGCCGACCAUGGUGUCCGAUGCCCCGGGGCGCCCAAUUGUGUCGUUCCAGAAGGACUACAACGUCAUCGAGCUCAAGGAGGAGAAGUCGAUUCUGCCCGCCGACCCGAAGCCCGAGCCCGCGCCCGCGCCCGCGCCCGCGCCGCCAAAGCUGGUCGAGAAGUCGGUCACAGAGCCAACGCUGCCGACGAGAAAAAGCCUCUUCGAGCGGCCGACCAGCAGAACCGGCGCAGCCCCGAGUCCGUACGAGCGGCCCGCCAGCCGGUCCGCGAGCCCGUUUGACCGUCCAGCCAGCCGGUCGUCGACAGCCUCGCCCGCGCCCCUGAAGGAGAUCGCGCCGUCCAGCGCGCCUGCGUCGGGUGGCAUGCGCCCGUCGACGCCAAAGGGGCCGUUUGCGAAUCGCAGUCCGCUGGGGCGAUUCAAUACGGCCUCGGCCUCGGCCCCGUCGACGCCGCUGGCGAACCGUGUGCCCCCCGUCCCGGCGGAUCCGUAUGCGCUUCCGCCCAAGUCGACGACGCCUCCGCUGCCGGCGGAUCCUAUUCCUGCGAUUGGCGUCACGCCGCCCAUUCCCACAAUAUCCGUAGGCGACGCCCCCGCUGCGUCUCCUGCGUUUCCUGCGUCUCCUGCGUCGCCUGCGCGCGGCCGCUUCACCAGGGGAGCCACCACCCAGGCUGUUCCCAGCAUCUCCGUCGCCGAGCCGCCCAGCGUGGUCAGAGGCCACAGCUUCAACGCGCCUGCCGUCAACCUUCCCGCGGACGUCCCCUCGAUAUCCAUCAAUGAGCCUUCCAGACCUCUCCCCUCGGUCAUCCCCGCCAUCAACAUCCCCCCCUCCCCCUCCACCCGUCCCCUCCCCAACCCCCGCAACUACAGCGCCAAACCCCUCCCCGCCCCCGCUCCCCAACCCACCACCGCCCGCUCUCACUUCACCCCGACCCCCGUCCGCACAAACGCCCAGUGCACCGCCUGCGCCCUCCCCAUCUCCGGCCGCAUCGUGUCCGCCGGCGGCCACCGCUUCCACCCGACCUGCUUCGCGUGCUACCAGUGCGGCGAGAAACUCGAGUGCGUGGCCUUCUACCCGGAACCCGCCGCCAAGCACGCCGCCCGCGUGAGCCGCAUCCGCGCGCGCGCCGCCGGCGAGACCCCCGUGCUGCCGGGCUGGGACACGCCGGAGAAGAUCCGCGCCCUCGAGGACCAGGACGGGCACGACGAGGCCACGCGGUUCUACUGCCACCUCGACUUCCACGAGUGCUUCAGCCCGCGCUGCAAGUCGUGCAAGACGCCGAUCGAGGGCGAAGUCGUCGUCGCGUGCGGCGCCGAGUGGCACCCGGGCCACUUCUUCUGCGCGCAGUGCGGCGAUCCGUUUUCCUCGGCCACCCCCUUUGUCGAGAAGGACGGGUACGCGUGGUGCGUCGGGUGCCAUGCGAAUCGGUUCAGUGCCAAGUGUCGCGGGUGCAGGAAGCCGGUGGUGGAUACGGUUGUUAAGGCGCUGGGGAGUGAGUGGCAUCAGGGGUGUUUUUGCUGUGUGGAGUGUCAGGGCCCCUUCGAUGAUGGGCGGUAUUUCUUGCGCGGCGAGAGUCAGGAUCCGGUGUGUGUGAGGUGCGAGGAGCGGCGGCUGAAGGCGUGA
Boeremia exigua is the source of this 2919-nucleotide messenger RNA. RefSeq lists its product as uncharacterized. Lineage: Eukaryota; Fungi; Ascomycota; Dothideomycetes; Pleosporales; Didymellaceae. The record is from RefSeq and is a predicted model, not a curated record. Bases 1 to 2919 code for a protein of 972 amino acids. Gene Ontology annotation, cellular component: nucleus; Z disc. Gene Ontology annotation, molecular function: transcription coregulator activity. The transcript has 5 exons.